GCUUCCUAAAGGAGGUGGAGUCUGAGGUGGGGAGGGAGAAGAAAGGAGCGUAGGGAAAAGGAGCAAAAGGCAAACAACGGAAACGGAGAACGGCGGAGCAUUUGCCUGAAUUUAAAUUAAACAAGAAUAUAGUUGCUGAGAGAAAAGAAGAAGAAAUCAAGAUGAUAACGCCCUACUUCCUAGAGAAUUUCUGGGGUGAAAAAAACAAUGGAUUUGAUGUUCUCUACCAUAACAUGAAACAUGGCCAAAUCUCCUCCAAGGAACUUACUGAUUUCAUCAGAGAAAGGGCUACCAUAGAAGAGGUCUAUGCCAGGUCAAUGACCAAACUUGCCAAGUCAGCUGGCAACUUCUCUCAGCUUGGGACAUUUGCCCCGGUGUGGGAUGUGUUUAAGAUGUCCACAGAGAAGCUGGCCAGCUGCCACCUGGAGCUAGUGAGGAAGCUACAGGAGCUUAUCAAAGAUGUGCAGAAGUAUGUGGACGACCAGGCCAAGGUCCACAAAAAGACGAAGGAGGAGGUGGCAUCCACUAAUGGGGCAGUACAGACCAUCCAGACAACCGGGGUGGCCUUACAGAAGUCCAAGGAGAACUACAACGCCAAAACUGUGGAUCAGGAGAGACUCCGCAAGGAGGGAGCCACACAGAGAGAAGUGGACAAGGCGGGAGUGAAGGCCAAGAAAGCCACAGAAGCCUACAAGGGCCUUGUGGAGAAAUACGCCACAGCCAAGUCCGAGUUUGAACAGAAGAUGGCUGAAACUGCGCAGAAAUUUCAGAACAUCGAGGAGAGCCACAUCGUUCACAUGAAGGACAUCAUUCAGUCGUACGCACAAUCUGUUGACGAGACACACGUUCAGAUCGGAGAGGUCCAUACAGAGUUUUUGGGGAACAUGGAGAACACCUCUGUGGAGGGCUUGAUACAGAAACUGUCUGAAAGUAAAGGAACGGGCAAAGAGAGACCAGGUCCUAUUGAGUUUGAGGAGUGCAACACUGCCAUCGCCACUGAAGGAGCCAAACCCAGAAAGAGAAAAACAUAUGCGUUCCCUGGCCGCCGGAAAGACAACAAGGACACAGACUCCACGGAGUCGACAGAAGUUGAAGCUGCUAAUAAUGCCAACGGAGCUCCUCCUGGGUACUAUGGCACCAUAGACUUCCAGAACGCUAAUGUCCCCACGGUUGACGAAGAUGGCUUCUGUAUCAGACCGGAAGACCGUAACGAAAAUGAUGCCAAAGAGAACUCGUUCUAUUCAUCGAGUGACUCGGAGGACGAGGAUGAACCCAGGAAGUUCCGCGUGGAGAUCAAGCCGGUGGCGCCCAACAACGGGACGCACCAGAGCCGAGCCACCAUCGACGAACUCAAGGCCUCCAUCGGAAACAUCAGCCUGUCGCCACCAACCACGGGUCAGAUGCGAAGGAAUCAAUCCAGGCUUUUAGGAGUGUAUUCCACCCCAGGGUUAGGCUCUCAGAUGCCAGGCGAUGAGUUGGGAAAGACCAGGAUUCCAGCGUCUUUCAACGACAGUAGGCCUGCUUUCAAUAAUGACCUUCUCUCUCUGGAUCCUUUCGGCCCGACCCUGGGAGGCUCCUCCUCAUCGACAGAGAGCUCUUCCGGAAUGUCAUUCUGCCCCACCCUGGACUCUCCGGCGCCCCUCACAGCUGAAGUGAUGUUACAACGGGAGCUCUCCUCUCCCCCACUGGCAGACAGCCUGCAGACCAAAGGAGAGGUCACCCCUCUCCCUCCCCUCGCCUCCACCACCACUAAUACCUUCUCUCCAUGGGAGGCCUCACCGGACGACCCCUUCCUGGCUCUGAAGCCCAUCCCAGCCCGGGCCCAGAGUGCCCCCAUCACCCGGCAGGCUGAGCCCCUAGACCCCCAGGAUCCAACCCCAACCCCUGCAGCCCCAGCCAGGCUCCCUCAGGGAGAGGACCAGUCAGCAUUCUCCUGGUCCCAGAGCCAGUGGAUAGCCUUCAACGAUGACUUUGUGCCAUUCCGACGCCAACAGAGUUGCGGUCCUGGUACGAUCAAACCCUCUACCAGCAGGACCCAGUCUAACCCUCCUAUUGGCAGGGUCCAGUCUGGCCGGUCCAUCCGUUUCUUCUCUGAGGACCCCACUGACCCCUAUAACAAGAUGCCGCUGAGCAGUGGGGUUGUGGAGGACAGCGCCUCCUGUGUCUCGGAGGUGUUAUCAGCACUGACAGAGGGGAUGGUAGCCUCAGCAGCUAGCCAAACAAACAACGUGCCUGCCCUGGCCAGACCCAAUACUCCUCUAGCUGGAGCCCUGGUUCCUCCUCCACGACCCUCCUCCAGACCCAAACUACCCACAGGAAAACUCACAGGAAUCACUGAAAUUGUGCGGCCGUUCAGCCCGCCAAAGACGUUGUCCAACGCCAGUCUUCCUCUGGCUGCUCCCCUCGCCCGGGCAGAGAGCUCCUCCUCCCUGUCCUCCACCGCCUCCCUCAGUGCCUCCAACACACCCACCGUGGGGUCUGAGCAUACCUUUCGUCUCUCCCGCUCCUCUCCGGAACCAGAGUUCCUCCUUUCUCCCUCUCCUCUGUUUCUCCUCAGCCAAAAGGAUGAUGGUUUCAUUGGGAAGCUGCCCACCUUUGAGAAGCGCUGUGAAACGCCUGCAGGGACAUCUCGCGGUCCCAGCCCGGUGACCCUGGCAUCCCAGGAUGCCUUGCCCAUCGCUGUGGCCUUCACAGAGUCUGUUAAUGCCUACUUCAAAGGAGCUGAUCCCACUAAGUGCAUAGUAAAGAUCACUGGUGACAUGACCCUGUCCUUCCCCAUGGGUAUCAUCAAGGUGUUCACCAGUAACCCCUCCCCUGCCGUGCUCACCUUCAAACUGAAGAGCACGUCCAAACUGGAGCAGAUCCUCCCCAACCAGACACUACUGUUCAGUGAUCCCUCGCAAAGUGACACUAAUACCAAGGACUUUUGGUUCAACAUGCAAGCUCUCACAUCCUACCUCAGGAAAGCAUCAGAGCAGAACCCUGCUGCAUCCUACUACAAUGUGGACAUCCUCAAAUACCAGGUGUCCUCUAAUGGGAUCCAGUCCACCCCUCUGAACCUGGCAGUGUACUGGAAGUGUACCCCUACCACCACUGACCUGAGGCUGGACUACCGUUACAAUCCAGAGUCCAUGCUCUGCCCCGGCCCUCUUUCCAACGUACAGGUCCUAGUGCCUGUAGACGGAGAGGUCAUCAACAUGCAGUCCCUGCCCAAUGCUGUCUGGAACUCAGAGCUGAAUAAGUCUCUAUGGAAGCUGAGUGAUAUCUCAGAGAAGUCUGAUAAUGAAGGCUCGGGGUCUCUGAGGGCUAAGUUUGAGCUGUCGGACGGCCCUUCCACCCCAACCACCCUGGCUGUGCAGUUUAUGAGCGAGGGGAGCACGCUGUCAGGGGUGGACAUGGAGCUGUUGGGAGCCGGGUACAGACUGUCCCUCAACAAGAAGAGGUUUGCCACAGGUCGUUACAUGGCAGACUGUUGAGUAGGCACACCGGCCUGGACCCCCAAGCACAACGGCUCUAUUGAAAGUUUUUAUUUUCAAUAGUUUAGUCUUUUUUGUCAUAUUUAUGUAAAGGGAGGGUUAGAGGGGGGAGGUGCAAGCGAAUACAACAGGUUUUUGUGACACAUCCAGACAUUUUGUAAACCGUCUUAAUAUUAUGUCCCAAUGGACCAGUCUGUCCCCAGGAAGAGAGAAGAGAGCUUCUUACUGCAGUAAAGCAGCACUGAGUAUUGAACACUGUUUUUUUUAAAUAAUACAAUUAAAAUAAACAUUGGGCUGUCAGGAAAUGUAAAGGUAUAGAUAUUGAGAAGUGUAAUGCUUUCUGAUUUAAUUCAGACUUUUAUAAAGUCAGAAUCGUAGUGUUUUGUUAUGUAUAGGUGACAAUGUAUGGCUUAUAUAUAAAUAUAUAUAUAUUAUAUCAACAACAACAAAAAAAUGGGGAAAAAUUCUGCACUAACAAUCUUUCCGGACAUUUUAUUUUCUCCUUUGUAAAUGUUCUGUUUAUUCCACUGAAGCUCUUGAGUAACAAAGAUUUUGUGUAAAACAGUGAGAAGAGAAGAUGUGAGAAGAGGAGUGGAAAGGCCAAACUAUCUUCCCUCACCCCCCUCUCCUUCUCUUCUCCAGUCGAAAUACGGUCGCUGAGUAUUGUACUUUGCAAGACUUAACUCGAGAUCUCUUUUUACAGAUUUUUUUUUUUCUGGGCUGUUUCUAUUCUGAUUGUGUGCAAUGAAGAAAUUUAAGUAGAAGCUGUCUUAAACUAAACACCUUCUCUAAAACUGUCAUAGCACAAGCUUAAUUGGUUGUAUGUUGCUUCAGACAACCAUACAAAGUACAUUUUAAGUUUUCUCGUUCAAAGGCAAAAAACAAUUUGUGUGCUGCACGUUUCGUCACAAUAUUGUUUUGAACAUUGGUUUUAGGACUGAUGCCCGACUGAUCAUUCCACUCAAUGCAUUGUCAAUUGGUGCUGAUGAAUAUUUAAUCAAAAGUGCAUUACAGUGGCUUGGAAAUAUAAUUACAUUACUAAAGAAGGAAAAUAAUUAGUAGGAAAACCUUUUGUCAACAUUUUGAUCUUGCUAUAUUGACUUGCCAUAUUGACUAGGUGCAGUGUAAUGUUUGCUGGCUAGCUAAGAUUGAGGAACUGUGCUAAGUAAUAACAACAUUUCCAUCUGCAUAAAGUACAUUUGACAACAUCAUAAUGAUGGCAAAGUUGUUUCUUACUAAAUAUUUGCCUACUUUAGAAAUGUCAUCGUAUUUCCAUGCCACUAUAGUGUAAUUUAGACAAAACAGUCAUUAGCCUACAUUCUACUUUUGGAUAUCAAUAUGGCUGUGACGUCUAGAACAUUGAUAACAAUGGCAAUGACACGGCCAAGUGACAGGCGCAACCCAUACUGAACUGACCUCAGUGCCUCUUCUUACUGUGGAUAAAUUCAUUGAGAAACGUGCCUAUCUUUUCUUUCUGCCCUUUUGUAUGUUAAAAAACACAGCUAACAAAAAAGAAAGCACUAAUCUUGUGCCAGUUGUUGUUUUAUAAUAGUACUGUUUUUGGACAUUGAAAGGAAAAUGCCUCCAGUUUCUACACCAGUCAAACCCAAAGGCAUCUGUCUUCCAGAAACCACUGAUCCAGUGGACUCACUGUCUCAGUUCACUCUUUGCUACGAUGUCAUCUUUGAAAGUCUUUUCUAUCUGGGGUAUUUUUCUUCUCUUUGAUCAGAGAGAGAUCUUUGUUCCCAAAAAGCCUUCUGUCCAUUUAAGAGCACUGGACAGCCUACUGACCUAGCUUCAUAAUCAAAAUCAGGCCAAAUCAAUUCUAGAAAUGCCUUAAGAAAAUAUACCUUGACGUCUGUUGAUGACGGUAAUAAAAUGCUACCCAGUUGGGAUAGGUUACAUACUGUAACUGCCAUAUUUGCCUGUGAGGAGAGAGACAGACAAAGGUUCUUGGUGCUGACUCGAUGUCAUACUGAGUGAUUCAUUCUUGCCUUAUAUACCAAGGGAGGACCAGUAUCUAGAUGGGCUACAUCUCCUAGAUGGAGGGAUAUGCAUGCACGUUAUGUAGCAGUUAGUUCUAUCAAUAUCACAAACAUGUUUUUGUAUGCCUUUUUCAUCCAAUGCCUCCUCCCCAAAACCAUUGUUUUGACAUAGGUAAAUGAUCAGUACUGUAAUGUCAUUACAAACAUUGAUAAUGGGCACAUCAGCAACACUGUGAUAGUGGACUAUUUUCUAAAGGCCCCUCUAGGCAUUGUAGGUUACUUCAAUACUAGAUUUGUACUGUUACUGUCCAUCCUGUAUGUGGCCAUCUGACCACUGUAUCCUUGUAGACACCUGGUCUUUGGAACAGUUAGGCUUUGAUACUGUUAGCGUUCUUGCUGCUUCUGAAAUGACAGCCUAUCCCCCACAGUAUAUAGUUCAAUUAUUUUGUUUAAUAGUAGUGCACUAUGGAAUAGUGUACCAUUUCAGAGGCACUAUGAGUAGAUCUGGUUAAUCCAAGCCUUUCGCUUACUUGUAUAAAAAGAUGCCUUUCGUCACAUCGCAUCGCUUACUAGUUAAUAUGUGAUCCGCCUAUAGAGAUAGAUAGGACUCAUCUCCAUAUAUCCAUCUAGACUCCUCUCUAUCUAUCUCUAUGUAUCUCUGUAUCCAACCUAUCCUCAAAAUGAAACUGUUCAGUACAACAACAAAAUAGUUAGUCCAUGUGGCCACAGAAUUGAAUAACUAUGAGAAAGAAGUAAUUAUUGUUUAACAAUGUUGAUGUUUAAAAUAUUAUUUGUUUUGUACCACAGUACGAUUCGGUCAAGAUUUCGUUUUGUAAGGGCAUGGAUUCAUCUGAAUCACCACUGUUUUAUUGGAAAUUUUAAAAUUGUAUGUAAAAAAAAAAAAAAAUUAAGAUUAGAUUUGCAACCUUCAGUAGCAU
Oncorhynchus nerka (sockeye salmon) is the source of this 6399-nucleotide messenger RNA. RefSeq names its product FCH and mu domain containing endocytic adaptor 2 (gene fcho2). The transcript is spliced from 31 exons. Bases 162 to 3476 code for a protein of 1104 amino acids. Gene Ontology annotation, biological process: clathrin coat assembly; synaptic vesicle endocytosis; clathrin-dependent endocytosis. Lineage: Eukaryota; Metazoa; Chordata; Actinopteri; Salmoniformes; Salmonidae. The record is from RefSeq and is a predicted model, not a curated record. Gene Ontology annotation, cellular component: cytoplasm; clathrin-coated vesicle; clathrin-coated pit.